AUGAGAUGGAAUGGUCAAUCCAGUUCUAGUCUUGAUACUCCAAACCAUGUCAGUUUCCGUCAAUUCUUAGGUGAUGAUUUUUGGCUUUCGCCUCUUGGUGAUCAGACUGGUGGUCAAAGGUUUAACCCUUACCUAGAGAACGUUAGGUUGAGCACGGGUAAUGUUGUCAGUACUGAGCGUGGCCCAAUUGGCCCAUCAUUUUUGCCAGGGCAAGCCAAUUCUGGUCCUGUCCAGCCCAACUUAGACUUGAAUGCUGCACAUGAAGAUGAAGGCAAUAGAAUUGAAGCAAGUCAGGAUCAGGAUAAUGGGCCACACUUAUCCUUAAACAUUUUCACAGCAGGAGCAGCAGCUGGUGAUCGCAUCCCACCUUCCGGUAGUUCUUCAAGCCCGGUCAUGAUUUAUUCUGGAAUCGCGGGAUAUGUUUUAGAAGAAAAUAUCAGCAGAGAGGGUCUUCCGGCGGAUGGCCGGAGAAGGCUUUUAUGCAAAAGAAGGGCGCCUGAAUAUUCUUCUGGUGAUAAUUCAAGCUCCACACAGCAAGCUGGUAAUUUUGAGCAGCCAGCUGUUACGGUUACUGCCCAAAAUAAUGCCUUUAGCAGCUUAACUGCAGCUAGUUCCUUUAAUAAUCACCUGAAUAGCAGUCAUUCAGCAGGACUUGUAGCUGCUCUGCCAACACCUUCUAACGUCCAUCAAAUUGCAAAUGAGGCUGCACAAGUAGACAACUUUCAAAGAAAUAUCCGUUUGAGAAGAACUGCAGGCCAACAAAAUCCUACACCAGCAAACUUGUCGCCCUGGAACUCAAUCGAUUCUAAUGUACAAGUACAAACAACUGGUCAAUCAGCAGUAUUUUCUCCAUUUGACCGCUUUCAAAAUACAAGCUUAGCACCAACGCCAGUUUCGGUAACUCCAGCCAUGCAGCCCAUUGCACAAGUCUCUAAUUCGUGGCUAUUUCCGCAACCUUCCCAGUGGAAUGGGCCAACCAUGUCAUGGGGUGCUUCGUCAUCGAUCUCACCUUCAAGAGAAGCUUUCGGUCAGGAAGAGAACUUAACAAACAACAGUAGAAAUAUGAUGAUUCCUUUGCCAAACAUGCCAGGAAACCUGAACUUGGCCAGUGGGAAUGCAAACUUUCUUGGAAACACUGCCUCCUCUUCGAGAAACCAAUCCUGUUCAGCCAUGGAGAUUCUACCAACUUCUUCCAUAAGGUCCCCUCAACCAAAUAUGGUUGAAUAUGCACAAAGAUUGCAAGAGAUUGUCAAUCGCUCUGAGGCCUGGAGGCAGGGGAAUUACUGCCCAAUACAUUCUGGGGCUUCUCCUGCUGUGCGAGAUAUGGACCUUUUAGUGAGAGGUGGUAAUGCCAGGCCUGCCCAGGUUCCUCUGAGGUUGGGAUCGAGAACUGAGAGACAGGCUGGUCGUCAUUCUGAAGUGUCACCUACAGCACCAUCUCAAACUGCUGCUCAAAGGAGAAGUAGACUGGUAUCCGAGGUUCGCAAUGCCUUGGGACUUGUUCGUAGGGCUGGCGGCUUACGACUUGAGGAUGUCAUGGUAAUCGAUCGUUCAGUUUUGUAUGGUGUGCCUGGGGCGCCAGAUGUUCAUGAUGCUAUGCGCCUUGAUGUUGACAAUAUGUCCUAUGAGGAACUACUGGAACUGGAAGAGCAAAUGGGGAGCGUUUGCACUGGGCUGAGCGAUGAAGCUAUUAUGGCCAACCUGAGGAGGAGAAAAUAUCUGUCCAUCACAACUGGACCUACAGUAGAAGCUGAACCAUGUUGUAUCUGUCAGGAGGACUAUGUUAAUGGAGAAGAGCUUGGUAAGCUAGAUUGCGGUCAUGACUUUCACUUCAAUUGCAUUAAGCAAUGGCUUGUGCAGAAGAAUUCAUGCCCCAUAUGCAAAAAGACAGCUUUGGCUAUUUGAGAGCAGGAUCACCAUUCUGACGCCUCCUUUUGAUCUGACAAAAGAUCAUACGCUGAUUUUAUGGAGCUGCCUAUGGAUCAUUGCCUCAGUAUCUUCAGAAUGAUUGUUUAUUUACUUUUCCUUCCCUUCAUUUCACAGGUUUUCAUGUUAGCAACAGCCAAGUCUAUGAGAACGAGACACCUCAGUUUCUCAUACUCUUCUUUCCUUUCUCCACAAGGUGGAUGCUUUUUCAGGCUGGGCUGGCAUGAGAGCACAUCCUCCAAGGCCAGGGAGCUGUGAAAUAAAUUUUAGUUUUCAAAAUUUGCUUUUACAAUUGAAUGAACUCGGAAAAAAACGGCUCUUUUGUAGAGAUGAGGGAAACGAAACCUCUGUAGAAUCACCAAGCUUCUUGGAUUAAUGUAGUGAAAAGCUGAUGGUUUUGAGUUAGUUAAGACUGACUUUGCACCUUCUGAAUUAUCCAUCUAUGUUAUGUUCGAUCUU
Molecule: messenger RNA, 2385 nt
Organism: Theobroma cacao (cacao)
Lineage: Eukaryota; Viridiplantae; Streptophyta; Magnoliopsida; Malvales; Malvaceae
Molecular function (GO): ubiquitin protein ligase activity
Source: RefSeq, a predicted model, not a curated record